Dipodomys ordii (Ord's kangaroo rat) is the source of this 1438-nucleotide messenger RNA. RefSeq names its product NAD kinase (gene Nadk). Lineage: Eukaryota; Metazoa; Chordata; Mammalia; Rodentia; Heteromyidae. The record is from RefSeq and is a predicted model, not a curated record. Gene Ontology annotation, biological process: NAD+ metabolic process; NADP+ biosynthetic process. The coding region runs from base 41 to 1387 and encodes 448 amino acids. The transcript is spliced from 11 exons. Gene Ontology annotation, molecular function: NAD+ kinase activity.
GCAUCAGUGUCUUUCUGGCGGGAUUUCUCACUCAUCAACUAUGGAGAUGGAACACGAAAAGAUGAGCGUGAGCAAGGAGUUGAGUCCGGACUCGGCCUUCUGCUGCGCGGCGUGCCAUGGGGGUGAGACCUGGAGCCCCAGCCACCCACUCCGGGGCCGGGCCAAGUCUCGGAGCCUGUCUGCCUCGCCCGCCCCGGGCAGCACCAAGGAGUUCAGGCGGACGCGCUCUCUGCACGGGCCCAGCCCGGUGACCACGUUUGGACCAAAGGCCUGUGUGCUGCAGAACCCUCAAACCAUCAUGCAUAUCCAGGACCCUGGGAGCCAGCGGUUGACGUGGAACAAGUCCCCCAAGAGCGUGCUUGUCAUCAAGAAGAUUCGGGACGCCAGCUUGCUGCAGCCCUUUAAGGAGCUCUGCGUGUACCUCAUGGAGGAGAACAACAUGAUCGUGUAUGUGGAGAAGAAAGUGCUGGAAGAUCCCGCCAUCGCGAGUGAUGAGAACUUUGGACCAGUGAAGAAGAAGUUCUGCACUUUCCGAGAAGAUUAUGACGACAUUUCCAACCAGAUAGACCUCAUCAUCUGCCUGGGGGGCGACGGGACCCUGCUCUACGCCUCCUCACUCUUCCAGGGCAGUGUGCCUCCAGUGAUGGCUUUCCACCUGGGCUCGCUCGGCUUCCUCACCCCAUUCAACUUCGAGAACUUCCAGUCCCAAGUCACUCAGGUGAUAGAGGGGAACGCGGCUGUUGUUCUUCGGAGCCGGCUCAAGGUGAGAGUGGUCAAGGAGCUCCCAGGCAAGAAGGCGGCCUUGCACAACGGGCUCAGCGAGAACGGGCUGCCUGGCACGGGCGCGGAGGCCGGGAAGCAGGCCAUGCAGUUCCAGGUCUUGAAUGAGGUGGUCAUCGACAGAGGCCCUUCCUCGUACCUGUCCAACGUGGACGUCUACCUGGAUGGGCACCUCAUCACCACGGUGCAGGGUGAUGGUGUGAUCGUGUCCACCCCAACGGGCAGCACAGCGUACGCAGCGGCAGCCGGGGCCUCCAUGGUUCACCCCAACGUGCCCGCCAUCAUGGUCACACCCAUCUGUCCCCACUCACUGUCAUUCCGACCCAUCGUGGUCCCUGCAGGGGUGGAGCUGAAGAUUAUGCUGUCACCGGAAGCCAGGAACACGGCCUGGGUGUCCUUUGACGGCCGGAAGAGGCAGGAGAUUCACCACGGAGACAGCAUUAGCAUCACCACCUCCUGCUACCCACUCCCCUCCAUCUGUGUCCGCGACCCGGUGAGCGACUGGUUCGAGAGCCUCGCACAGUGUCUGCACUGGAACGUGCGGAAGAAGCAGGCGCACUUCACCGAGGAAGAGGACGGGGACGGGGGCGUGCGUGAGGACGGCUAGGCCGCCUGGACCAGCCGCGGUCUGCCCCCGCCUCCAGGGAAGAGCCUGGGC